Amaranthus tricolor (Joseph's coat) is the source of this 930-nucleotide messenger RNA. Its product is annotated as polyadenylate-binding protein 2-like. The coding region runs from base 113 to 757 and encodes 214 amino acids. The record is from RefSeq and is a predicted model, not a curated record. Lineage: Eukaryota; Viridiplantae; Streptophyta; Magnoliopsida; Caryophyllales; Amaranthaceae. The transcript is spliced from 6 exons. Gene Ontology annotation, molecular function: RNA binding.
UUGGGGAAUAGGAGGUAGUCAGGUAGUAUACAAAUGGUUAUCGUUGUCUUGAUAUUUUGUUCUGUCCUUCCGUUUAUCGAACCUUUUCCGAUUUCAGCGAAAAACCAAAGCUAUGGAUGAAGAAGAGCAUGAGGUUUACCGAGGAGAUAUUCCCGUUAAUGGAGACAUGGAAGGAGAUAUGGAUCCUCAUAACCCCGAUGUUAACAUUUCUUCCGCUGAUGCAGAUGUCUAUAAGGAACUUGAUGAAAUGAAGAAGAGAAUAAAGGAAAUUGAAGAAAUUGCUGCUGCUCUUCGUGAGAUUUGUGACAAAGUUGAGAAGAAAAUGGAUGCUGAUCAAGAUCCUGCUAGUGUUGCCGAACUGGUAAACAAGGAGGUGGAUUCGCGGUCUGUUUAUGUUAGCAAUGUUGAUUAUGCUUGCACCACUGAAGAUGUGCAGCAACAUUUUCAAGCUUGUGGAACAAUUAAUAGAGUGACCAUUCUGACUGACGAGUUUGGCCUGCCAAAGGGUGUUGCGUAUGUGGAAUUUGAGGAACAGGAUGCUGCCCAACAGGCUCUUAAAUUGAAUGAAUCUGAAUUACAUGCCCGUCAGUUGAAGGUGCUACCCAAGAGAACAAAUGUGCCAGGCAAGAAACAAUAUAGGGGAUGGUAUUUCAAUCCUUAUAUGGACUUCUACCCCGGACCAUACUUCUAUGACCCAUAUAGCUAUGGGAAGGCUCAUAGAUCCAGAAGGCCAACUCGGUACGAGCCAUAUUCCUAAGGAAAAUUCUCUGGCAGAAGGAUUUUUUCGGUAGUACAUAGAUUCUGAAACUUGCCGUCUUGUAUAUGUUAUCAACCUUGAAUCACUGUUCAGAUGUAUGACAUUUUAUUUUUUGAGGCUCGUUGAAUCAUGAUAGAUGACAAUUUCGGUCUUGAUUGAUCAGUUUCCACUGU